AUGUCUUCGCCGAUCAAUGUCACGCAGUCGCCGGGAGACGGCCAGGCUGCCGCCGAUGAGAAGCCGCGGCUGACCGAGGAAGAAAAGAAGCAGAACCACAUCGCGUCAGAGCAAAAGCGCAGACAGGCCAUCCGAGAAGGAUUCGAUCGUCUCACGGAGCUCGUGCCCGGCCUCGAAGGUCAAGGCCGUUCCGAGGGCCUUGUCCUCAAGCGCACCGUCGAAUACAUGCGCCAGCAGGUGGCCGAACGGCGAGCCAUGAUCGAGCAGAUAGAAAGGUUAGGUGGCCAAGUUGACAACGAGCUCAAAAAACCCGUCAAUGACCAGAGCAAGGCUCGCGGGGGAGGCUGA
Drechmeria coniospora is the source of this 348-nucleotide messenger RNA. RefSeq lists its product as uncharacterized. The record is from RefSeq and is a predicted model, not a curated record. The transcript has 3 exons. Bases 1 to 348 code for a protein of 115 amino acids. Gene Ontology annotation, biological process: regulation of transcription by RNA polymerase II. Gene Ontology annotation, molecular function: protein dimerization activity; DNA-binding transcription factor activity, RNA polymerase II-specific; RNA polymerase II cis-regulatory region sequence-specific DNA binding. NCBI's taxonomy places the organism in Eukaryota, Fungi, Ascomycota, Sordariomycetes, Hypocreales, Ophiocordycipitaceae.